CGAAGUCAAGUAAGGUUAACUUUUUUAUAUAUGAGCUCGGCUUCCUCUCUCUUCUCGCUUUCAUUCUCUCUCAACCCAACUUCCCCAGCUUCUACUUCUUCCCAUACUCGACACACUUCACUAUUCGAGGCCUCACUCUCGAUUGCAUAAUCUCACAAAGGAAUCACACAAUCUAAUUCUCCCCAAACCACUCUCCUCUGCACUACUUCUUUGUUCUUCUGCCCCUCUGCCCCUCUGCCCCUCUGCCCCUCUGCCCCUCUCCGUCCAUUCUACUUUCCCCACAUACACCAGAUCGGACAGCUUCAACUCUGGUCCGUCCCCACACGCCACCAUCUCUUUGAUCUGGCACAACACCAAUCCAAAUCUACCACCACAGCCUCCUGAACAAUCUUCAUCAUGGCGCCAGAUAUGAACUCCCUUCCCCUCUCUCCACGUACGCGUUUCGCGACUCCCUCUCCUCCAUCCGGCAUGGUCUCCCCACCAGUCCAAUAUACCGCCCCUUCAGGCAAACAACCAAAUAUCCUGUACAUCAUGGCGGAUCAGUUGGCAGCUCCUCUCCUCAAGAUGCACAACCUAAAGUCGCAGAUCAAGACACCAAAUCUAGACGCGUUGGCAGCUGGUGCGGUGGUCUUUGAUUCUGCCUAUUGUCCCUCACCAUUGUGUGCCCCCUCCAGGAUGUCUAUGGUCUCUGGUCAACUUCCCACCAAGAUCGGUUCCUACGACAAUGCCUCUUCUAUUGAUCCAAGUAUCCCAACAUAUGCCCACUACCUCCGUGCCGCUGGCUACGAAACCACAUUGGCGGGCAAGAUGCACUUUAUUGGAGAGCAAUUGCAUGGUUAUGAGAGUCGCUUGACGAGUGACAUCUACCCGGGUGAUUAUGGUUGGGCUGUCAAUUGGGAGGAUCCAGACCGGAGAUUGGAAUGGUAUCAUAAUGCUAGCUCCAUCUUGCAAGCUGGUCCCUGUGUUCGCAGUAAUCAGCUUGAUUAUGAUGAGGAGGUUAUGUACAAGUAAGUCCUUCAACAUGAGAUUUUACCCAAAAUGUACUAACCAGUCUAGAUCUAAGCAAUUCAUGUAUGACCACGUCCGAAAGGGUGCCAAUGCCAGACCAUUCUGCAUGACUGUCUCUUUGACCCAUCCCCACGACCCAUACACAAUUGAAAAGAAGUUCUGGGACCUCUAUGAAGAUGUCGACAUUGAUCUACCAGAUGUCAAUAUCCCACAAGAGGAACUUGAUGCUCACAGCCAACGCUUGUUGAAAGUCUGUGAUCUUUGGGGCAAGAAGUUUACCACUGAUGAGAUCAAGAGAGCUAGACGUGCAUACUACGGAGCAGUCUCCUAUGUUGAUGAUUGCAUUGGACGUUUGCUUCAAACAUUGAAGGAUUGUCGUCUGGAUGAAGAUACCAUUAUCGUUUUCAGCGGUGAUCAUGGAGAUAUGCUUGGGGAGCGUGGUUUGUGGUACAAGAUGUCUUAUUUUGAGGCUUCAGUUCGUGUUCCACUAUUGGUUCACCACCCUGCAAGUUUCAAGCCACAUUGCGUAUCUGCCAAUGUUUCCACACUCGAUAUCCUACCAACCCUUGUUGACCUCGUCCACUCCAAAUUAUGGGAUGGUCUACCAAUGGAUGGAAGUUCUUUGCUACCCCACCUUCAAGAGGUACCAGGCGGAUCUGAUACCGUUUUUGCCGAGUAUUGCGGCGAAGGAACCAUCGCACCAAUGAUGAUGAUUCGUCGCGGCGAUUGGAAGUAUAUUACUUGUCCAGCUGAUCCUGACCAACUCUACAACCUCGCUACCGAUCCCAAAGAACUCAUCAAUCUCGCCUCUCUAACACCCAAGAACCGACUGUUUACCGAAGAAGUUGCCAACAAAUUGGAAGCAUUCGUCGCUGAAGCCAAGGCCAAAUGGGACAUGAAGAAGAUUACCAGCGACGUCCUCGUCUCACAACGCCAACGUCGCUUGGUCUGGGCUGCUCUCAAGCAAGGUCAUUUCACCAGCUGGGACCACAAUCCAAUUGACGACGGCCGAGAAAAGUAUAUCCGCUCUCACAUGGCCCUGGAUGAUUUGGAGUUGAAGGCUCGUUUCCCAGCUGUCGAUGCCAAGGGCAGAGACAUGUAUGCUGGACUUGGUGGUGCGGAAGCUGGCGGCAUGGGUGGAACUGUUGUUCAACAGGCCGGUGCUCAUGGUCAAUGAUUUGCUCUUUUUCCGAUGAAAAUUUUCCAACGACUGAUAUGAAUACCGUUUUCGCCAAUACCCUUUGCUUUUUUCCAUUUUUUUCUAGCGGUUCAUUCACUCGAAGCGAAGCGUGCGCUGCAUACCCAUACCUACCUCAUUGACAUUUUCUCGAGGCGGGGUGGGGAUCCAAAUUGUCUCAUAAUUUUCGAUUCUUUCUUUUCGGGGUUGCUUUGCUUCUUUUUCUCUUCAUGUACAUUUACAUUUUCAGCGAGCUCACGGCGGCAUCUUUGGGAUUUGAAGUGGGUGGGUGAGCGAGCAUCUUGAGCUUUUACGGAGGUGUGAUGGAGAUAACUCGUGGGGGUUUUGGGGUUUUCUACUGAUCUGGUUGUCUGCCUGCCUGGCAUAUUCCUACACUACACAUGCUACUCUUGUAUCUAGUCUUCGGCUAACUAGCUAUAUUAGAGACAUGUGGUGGUUUGGGGUGGGUGAUGGGAGGUAGAUAGAUCGGAUGUAGUAAUUAAACGCUUACUUGCA
Hymenoscyphus albidus is the source of this 2701-nucleotide messenger RNA. Lineage: Eukaryota; Fungi; Ascomycota; Leotiomycetes; Helotiales; Helotiaceae. The record is from the annotation of a GenBank genome assembly.